Quercus lobata is the source of this 3368-nucleotide messenger RNA. RefSeq names its product receptor-like protein 7. The record is from RefSeq and is a predicted model, not a curated record. Gene Ontology annotation, molecular function: protein binding. The coding region runs from base 71 to 3187 and encodes 1038 amino acids. Lineage: Eukaryota; Viridiplantae; Streptophyta; Magnoliopsida; Fagales; Fagaceae. The transcript has a single exon.
CCUAAACCAACCAUAAAUUUCUUCAUCCUUUCGAUUCUUGAUUGUAGGAGUGUUUCUUAUACAAACUCCAAUGAAAAUUCCGUUCUUUUCAUGUCUCUUCUUGUUACCCAUAUGCUCACCUUUUGUCAACUUUGGUAUCUAUGUCGUGUCUGGCCAGUGUCUUCACGAUCAGAGAGACUUGUUGAUCGGAUUGAAGACCAGCCUCAUUUUCAACAAUAAUUCGUCCAAAAAAUUGGUGCACUGGAAUGAAAGUCCAAAUUGCUGUUUGUGGGAAGGUGUAACCUGCAGCGAGGAGGGAUGUGUUAUUGGUCUCAACCUGUUCAAUGAAUCCAUCUCUGGUGGACUUGACAAUUCAAGCCUUUUCAGUCUCCUGGAUCUUGAGAGCCUGAAUUUGGCUUAUAACAAUUUCAGCAACUCUGAGAUUCCACAGGAGUUUGGCAAUCUGACAAAUUUGAGUUGUUUAAACCUAUCAAAUGCUGGCUUUGCGGGGCAGAUUCCCUCAGAGAUUUCGAAUUUGAACAGGUUGGUUACCCUUGAUUUGUCUACCGAUUCAUUUUUGAGUAAUUCUAUGCUGAAAAUUGAGAAACCAAAUUUAGCUACGUUAGUUCAGAAUUUUGGGGAGCUAAAGGAGCUUUAUCUUGAUGGUGUAAAUAUAUCAGCGCCAGGGAAUGAAUGGUGUCAGGCCUUGUCUUCUUCACUGUGGAAUCUAAGGGUGUUGAGCAUGUCACAGUGUUAUCUUUCAGGGCCUUUUGAUUCCUCUUUAUCAGAGCUUCGGUCCCUCUCAAUUAUUCGUCUUCAUGGUAAUCCCUUAAAUACUCCAGUUCCAGAAUUUUUUGCAAAUUUUGUAAAUUUGACGUCCUUGAAUCUCGUUUAUUGUGGACUGAAAGGAACAUUUCCAGAAAGUGUCUUCCAAAUUCUUACGCUGCAGAAGCUUGACUUAUUAAAUAAUGAACUACUUCAAGGGGCACUGCCAGAUGCAAUUGGUAACCUUACAAUGUUGUCCAGAUUAGAUCUUUCUAAUUGUAAUUUCAGUGGGUCAAUCCCAAACUCUAUGGCAAAUCUUGUUCAGUUGGCUUAUUUGGACAUGUCAUUCAACAGCUUCACUGGACCGAUUCCAUCAUUCAGCAUGGCCAAGAAUUUGACCCAGAUAUACCUUUCUCAUAAUAAAUUGACAGGUAAGAUUACUUCCACUCAUUGGAAUGAGCUUCCGAAUCUGGUUAACCUUCACUUAGGUUUCAAUUCACUCGGAGGGAGUAUUCCUGUCUCUCUGUUUUCCCUUCCAUUGUUGCAGAAAUUGGAGCUUUCCGACAACCAAUUUUCUGGUCAACUCAAUUACUUUUCUGUUUCUUCUUACCUACUGGACACCCUUGAUUUAAGUAGCAACAACUUGGAAGGGCCAAUACCAAUGUCUGUCUUUGAACUUCAAGGUCUUAAGUUUCUCUCACUUUCUUCAAACAAUUUUAGUGGCUCCUUGCAACUUAAUAAGAUUCAGCAGUUGAGAAACCUUUCCUAUCUUGAUCUCUCAUACAACAGCUUGUUGAUUGAAUAUAAUGGAACGAAUUCUUCAUCAUCCUCCUUUCCCCAACUUUCCAAAUUAAAAUUGGCUUCUUGUAACUUGAAGACUUUUCCUGAUUUCUUGAGAAACCAAUCCAAAUUAUCCUUUCUAGACCUUUCAAUUAACCAGAUUCCUGGAGAGAUACCCAACUGGAAUUGGAAUCUUACUAAUCUUCUUUACCUAAAUCUCUCUUAUAACCACCUGGAAGGGCCUUUGCUCAAUCUUCCUACUGCAUUGAUUGUACUAGACCUUCACUCCAACCAACUCCAGGGUCCACUCCCAGCACUCCUGGCAUCUGCUGCAUAUCUGGAUUUCUCAAGGAAUAAUUUCAGCUCUGUUAUACAUGAUGGCAUUGGCAGCAACCUUACUUUCGCUAGUUUCUUAUUUCUUUCAAACAAUAAAUUAUCUGGCAGUAUCCCUGAAUCAAUAUGCAGUGCUACAUAUCUUCUAGUUCUUGAUCUGUCAAAUAAUUUAUUGAGUGGCACAACUCCCCAAUGCUUUUAUGAGAUGAGUGAGACUCUAAUGGUGCUGGAUGUGAGGAGAAACCAACUCAGUGGCUAUAUAUAUGAUUCGUUUUCAGUUAAUUGUAGUCUACAAACUCUAAGUCUCAAUGGAAACCUAUUAGAAGGAGUGGUACCAAAGUCUUUGGGGAAUUGCAAAUAUUUGGAGGUCUUGGACCUGGGGAACAAUAAGAUAAAGGAUGCCUUCCCAUGUAACUUGAGGAAAAUAUCCUCAUUGCAUGUCCUUAUCUUGCGAUCUAACAAAUUUUAUGGGUCCAUUGAUUGUGGAGGGCCAAAUAACACAUGGCCGAUGCUUCAAAUCAUAGACCUAGCUUCAAACAGUUUUACUGGUUGGCUUCCAAGAAAAUCCCUUUAUGCCUGGAAGGCAAUGAUUGCCCAAUCACAAUUUGAAUACCUCCAAAUUAGAAUCCUACAAUUCAGUGAAAUUGAUUAUCAAAAUGCGAUAACAGUUACCGGUAAAGGUCUAGACAUGGAGCUGGUUAAGAUUGCAACUCUAUUCACUUCAAUUGACUUAUCCUGCAACAAUCUUGAUGGGCCAAUUCCAGAAGAAUUAGGAGCGCUCAAAUCGCUACUUUUUCUCAACUUGUCGCAUAAUGCUCUUACUGGCCACAUUCCACCAAUUCUAGGAAACUUGUCUCAGCUGGAAUCAUUAGACUUGUCAAGCAACAAGCUUACAGGAGAUAUCCCAAUGCAAUUUGCAGAUAGUCUAACUUUCCUUGCAUUUCUAAACCUUUCAUUCAAUCAAUUGGUGGGACCGAUUCCAUUUUUCAAGCAAUUUGCUACAUUUUCAGGAACAUCCUAUGAAGGGAACGAGGGAUUAUGUGGCAAUCCUUUGAAUAAAAAUUGUGCUCUAGUUCCAAGAUCGCCACCUCCAACAUUUCAAGAAACACAUUCGAAUUCUGGAGAAAUUCAUUUGAAUUUCGUCAGUGUUGAACUGGGAUUUAUUUUUGGUUUUGGGAUUGUCAUUGUGCCCCUUAUGUUUUGGAAGAGAUGGAGUAGAUGGUAUUUCACACACGUUGAUGACAUUCUUAUCAGGAUCUUCCCUCAACUGAAUCUUGGAAUUAAAUACCGUGGAAGACGAGCACGCAUAAAUCAAGGGCAGAGGCACUAAUGAUAGGGCAGUUGUGGCAAAGUGUGUGUUGUACUGAUGGUAGUUUAUCUGUGUUUGGCUGGCUUAUUUUGUGGCUAUUUAGUUUUUGGUUAGGUAUAAGUAUCUAACGUUUUAGUUAUUUAAAUAAAAUGCCGUAUCAUGUUUCAAAAAAAAACAAAAAAAGGGUUUGGUAUAAGUACAA